AUGAAUAAUAAAGCUAUUGCUUAAAUCAGAAAAUUGCAAACUGGAGAAAAUAGAUAUUGCUUUGAGUGUCAGACAGGAAGUCCAACUUGGGCAAGUUUACCUUAUGGGAUCUACCUUUGCUACAAUUGCUCAGGGUUACAUAGAGGGAUGGGAGUGCAUCUUACAUUUGUAAGAUCAAUUGAAAUGGAUUCCUGGACUGAUAAAUAAUUGGCUAUGAUGCAUUUAGGUGGAAAUGAGCAGUUAAGACUCUUUUUUUAAUCUCAUGGAAUUUAAAUUACCGAUUCUCACAAAUGGAAGACUAAUGCUGCUCAUUACUAUAGAGAAUAAAUGAGGGCGUUAGUUAAUGAAACAUAAAUGCCUGAAGAGCCAGAUGAUUGGGCUGCAAUACAAGAGGCCCCAAAACCAUAAAUUUCACAAUAAUAAUCUCAAAUCUAACCAGAUCCUCCUUUGACUCAAGAGUAAUAAAAUUUCUGGGAAUAAGCUUCUAAAUCAACUAAAGAGGCUUUUGCAAUUAUUGAUGAGAAGAUCUCCAAGGUGUAAAUCAAGGAAGAGGCAGUUUAAUUAGGAUAGUAAAUUACAGCAAAAACUAAAUAACUUGGAGAAAAAUCUACUUAGAUUGCAGAUAAGGCAUAUAAGAGUAUAAAAAGUGGAUUUAAUGAUGCUUUUGGAUUUAUUAAAUCAAAAGCAGAUUAAGUAAUAGGUAAAGAAAAAUAAACCUAGCCAGAUAAUAAUAAUAAUAAUAAUAAUAAUAAUAAUAAUAAUAAUAAUAAUAAUAAUAAUAAUAAUAAUAAUAAUAAUAAUAUGGCCUUAAUAGUUUUAGAUGGAUUGCUAAAGUUAAAAGCAACCUUAAGAUUUUUUUUCUUUUGA
Paramecium tetraurelia is the source of this 867-nucleotide messenger RNA. RefSeq lists its product as uncharacterized. Lineage: Eukaryota; Ciliophora; Oligohymenophorea; Peniculida; Parameciidae. Gene Ontology annotation, biological process: COPI coating of Golgi vesicle. Gene Ontology annotation, molecular function: GTPase activator activity. The record is from RefSeq and is a predicted model, not a curated record. The transcript is spliced from 6 exons.